AUGAGAAGUCAGUUAUCUGCGCUGGGUCUAACCUCCAGAGCUUAUGUCGUAAUGUUCACUUAUUCGAUAUCCCAACAAGCGGCGAUGUACCAGAAGGAGUCAGCGGGGAUCUUACUUACGUCACGGUAUAUCCUCCAGAAGAUCAUCUCUCAAGACUUGACCUACUACCUGAUUUUGUUGGCUCUCUUCGGACGAGGAGAACACAGAGGAUGUGCUGCAACUGAAGACGAGCAAAUUGUGAUGAAUGUUAUCCACGUGAGCACUGGCGCUCACUUGUCAAUCGAGGCUCCCCGUCUUGAUCGGCGCCAGCCAAGAGCUGUGAGAAUCGGGAAGAAGAAAAAGGAAGCUAAGAAAAAGAUAAAGAGCUCCUUGAAGACAGAGCAGGGUCUGCUGGCUUGCAGGGAUAAAGAAUAUGUCCCGAAACAUUUUGCAGAAGAUCAUUGGACAAGAUGUGGCAUAUUACCUUGUCUGGCUGGCUCUCUUCGGAGAAAAGAAUCACUGUUUAUAAGUUCGCUACAGGAGAGGAGAAUAGUGACAUUGAAGGGGAGAAGCUCUGGUAUGGUCGCCAUUUACUCUUUCAAUUACAAAGAGAUCAGCGGGAUACGUGAAGACCAGGGGGGAGAAGGCCCGUUCGAUCUUCUCAUCCACGGAGUGACUGCCAUUGGGAAGGCCCUUCUUAGGCAGGCUUCAUGGGACUCCGCAGAGGAUGAACAAUCUGUCAAGCUUUUCCUGCAGGAUCAACGACGACAGCUUGCCAAGCGUCUUGAGGAAGCAGCCAGCAGGGAGGAGGAGGAAGCUGCGCAUCGGAUAAUGCGAACUCUGACUCGGCGAGGAGAAGUAUAUGAGCCGUUUUCCGCUCACUCAAGGAGCACCAUCGUCGUUGAAUAUCUGAACGUCAAGGAUAUGGAUUGGGCAGUCGGAUUGAUCUACGAAGAAGUCAACACGGACAAUGAUACCAGUGGCUUGUACCUCGUGACGGGCCUUUCGACGAUGCAUUUCGAAAAAGAUAAGAUACAAGGAUGA
Paecilomyces variotii is the source of this 1023-nucleotide messenger RNA. RefSeq lists its product as hypothetical. NCBI's taxonomy places the organism in Eukaryota, Fungi, Ascomycota, Eurotiomycetes, Eurotiales, Thermoascaceae. The transcript has 8 exons. The record is from RefSeq and is a predicted model, not a curated record. Bases 1 to 1023 code for a protein of 340 amino acids.